CUGCCUGUCUGUCCGUCUGCUCGCACUGCACAGCCCCCACGGUCUCACACCGGCUGAUAAAAUGACCCAACAGGCCGGGUGGGUUCAGAAAAAUAAAGAGUCAAAUUAAAGGAGAUUGUAUUUGAAAUAAUAUGAUUCAAAGGAAACCGUGAAAAAAAUAAAAUUAUUUGCAGUUGACAGGAACGGGAUAAUACCACUUUAAUUCGCCUUGUGUUGCCAGUCGGGCCUAAUUCACCGGUGCACCGCAAACUUCCGUCCAACGCAUAGCUUCCACAUCAAAACAGAAAAAAAAAAACAAGAAAGAAAAGACAAAGUUUUUGGAGCUAAACCUUUUCGGAUUGAGUCGAUAGCUGCCGGCGUCCAUCAGUAUGAUCCUACUAACAAUGAUCUGCCGUGUGGCGGACGGACUUCCGCUGGCUGCGUCCAUUCAGGAGGACGAGCAGUCAGGGCGAGACCUGCAGCACUACCAGAGUCAGGCCAAGCAGCUCUGCCGGAAACUGAGCGCUCAGAGCCCUGACCGCUGCACGUUGGAGGCCGGGGACAUGAACUUCCACUAUUUAAUAGCCAGGGGUGUAUGGUACCUGUCUCUGUGCGAGGCGUCGUUUCCUAAGAAGAUGGCUUUUGCGUACCUUGAAGACCUCAGCAACGAGUUCAACGAUCAGUACGGGAGACGGGUGCCCACAGUGUCGAGGCCGUACUCCUUCAUCGAGUUUGACACGUACAUCCAGAAAUCCAAGAAGUCCCACAUUGACAGCAGGGCCCGGAGGAACUUGGGAAGCAUCAACGUGGAGUUGCAGGACGUCCAGAGAAUCAUGGUGGCAAAUAUUGAGGAGGUUCUUCAAAGAGGAGAGUCUCUCUCCGCUUUGGACACAAAAGCCAGCAAUCUUUCCAGCCUGUCCAAAAAGUACCGCAGCGAUGCCAAAUACCUCAACACGCGCUCCAUCUAUGCCAAGGUGGCGGCUGUGGCCGUGUUCGUCAUCACCAUCAUCAUCUACGUGCGCUUCUCCUGGCUCUGACGGAUGCUCGGACCAGAACUUUUCUAAGUGUUUAAGCAAGUCCUGUUACAUUUGUCCGGUGAACCAGGGUGCCUUGAGGGGUCUUCCAGUCUAUCCACGUCGAACGCUGACACUCUUCCUAUUCUUCUUUUCCUGCUGCACAUUAUAUGACUUAUUGUUUUAGAGGCGCUUCUCUCUCUGGAAGGGGGGGGGGGGGGGGGUUACGGUGCGUUCAGGCCACUCUGUUUACUGGAGUCGGGGAGUUUCAGUGCACUAUGUGAAAGAAAUGAUUUGCACACUGGACUUAAGGCUUCUGUUAAAGACGUUCGGCACAUAGAAGUCUGCAGACUGUGAUGUAAAAAAAAGUCUUUAUUGAUGUUUAC
This is a messenger RNA of Cololabis saira (Pacific saury), 1378 nucleotides long. It is a transcript of the gene sec22ba, whose product is annotated as SEC22 homolog B, vesicle trafficking protein a. Gene Ontology annotation, biological process: vesicle fusion with Golgi apparatus; endoplasmic reticulum to Golgi vesicle-mediated transport; retrograde vesicle-mediated transport, Golgi to endoplasmic reticulum. Gene Ontology annotation, molecular function: SNAP receptor activity. NCBI's taxonomy places the organism in Eukaryota, Metazoa, Chordata, Actinopteri, Beloniformes, Belonidae. The record is from RefSeq and is a predicted model, not a curated record. Gene Ontology annotation, cellular component: ER to Golgi transport vesicle membrane; endoplasmic reticulum-Golgi intermediate compartment; SNARE complex. Bases 369 to 1016 code for a protein of 215 amino acids. The transcript is spliced from 5 exons.